Molecule: messenger RNA, 893 nt
Organism: Hyposmocoma kahamanoa
Lineage: Eukaryota; Metazoa; Arthropoda; Insecta; Lepidoptera; Cosmopterigidae
Gene: Vhl
Product: protein Vhl
Exons: 1
Coding region: 101-613 (170 amino acids)
Source: RefSeq, a predicted model, not a curated record
CGCCGAUAAUGCGCUGAAAGCGCAUCCUGUUGCAUUUUUGUCAGGAUCCAUUUUGUGUACAUUUUCGAAACUGGAGAACUUAGUGUCACUGUUGGUCAACAUGGCCAUAAAAUACGUGGAGGAACGGGGACUAUUGUAUGAAAUUAUAGGAAAUGGAGAAAAGGUGCUUGUUAGAUCGACUGAUUCCAGCAGCCGUGCUUAUCUUCGUUUCACGAAUAAGACAACACGUCCUGUGGACAUUUGGUGGCGAGAUUUUCGUGGUACGAGGCACCAUUACGUUUGCUUAGAGUCUGACGCUUACUACGAUGUGAAUACAUACAUAACCCAUCCCUGGGAGUUCACUGAUGCAGUUACUAAGGAAAGGUAUUGCAUCAACAACUGUCACAUUUAUCGUCCGCCAGUUAAUUUAGGUGGGAUGCAAUUUAGAACAAAUUGGAACAUUACCAUUGGUGUCAGGAGUCUUCGUGAAACUUGCUUGCUGGCUCUAGCGACUCAUAUCAAGAAGGCUCAACAAGUCAAGUAUUUGGAACUGCCGAAGACGCUUGAAUGUGAGUUACUGAAGCUGGUAAAUUUACUCCAUACUGAAGUAGUGAUAGACAUUGAGCGCCCAUGACAGGAGCAGCCAAAUUGUUUUUUCUUCAAUUGGAUGUUCAACAUUCCUAGUUAUACGCGCAUGAAAUUGCUGUUUGCUUGUAUUCUCUUGUGGUUAAUUAAAGACAUUCUAUUUAUUCUGCCAAUUAUGACGACUCCUGCACAUUAUGUUGUUCGAAAUCGAAGGAAAAUUGUUACAGCAUCGUCUAAUGGUACAUUCAGUGAUUUCAUGUAUUAAUGGCUCUAGUUACGAUCUACAGCAGGACAAUAUAUGCUACUUAUAAAAAAGAUGAUAUUUUUAA